Messenger RNA from Ahaetulla prasina, 915 nucleotides. Its product is annotated as vomeronasal type-2 receptor 26-like. The coding region runs from base 1 to 915 and encodes 304 amino acids. Gene Ontology annotation, biological process: G protein-coupled receptor signaling pathway. Gene Ontology annotation, molecular function: G protein-coupled receptor activity. Gene Ontology annotation, cellular component: membrane. The record is from RefSeq and is a predicted model, not a curated record. Lineage: Eukaryota; Metazoa; Chordata; Lepidosauria; Squamata; Colubridae. The transcript has a single exon.
AUGUCCCUCUCUUCAGAUGCAGAUUAUUGCACCAAAUGUCCAGAAGAUCAGCAUCCAAAUAAGGAGCAAGAUCAAUGUCUCCCUAAGGAAAUAAGCUUUCUCUCCUAUCAAGAAUAUUUGGGAAUCAUUGUGGUGUCACUUGCAGCCUUCUUGUCCUUAAUUGCUGCUUUAGUGUUAGCAACCUUCACUAAAUACACAGAUACUCCUAUUGUCAAAGCCAAUAACCGGAGCCUCUCCUACAUCCUUCUCAUCUCACUCCUGUUUUCUUUCUUAACAACCUUCCUCUUCAUUGGACGCCCAAGGAAAGUCACCUGCCUUUUUCGACAAACAGCCUUCAGCAUCAUCUUCUCACUUGCUGUUUCUUCCGUCUUGGCCAAAACAAUCAUGGUGGUGUUAGCCUUCCUGGCUACAAAGCCAGGAAACAGAGUGAGAAAAUGGCUGGGAAGGAGUUUGACGAACUCCAUCAUCCUUUGUUGUUCCAGUAUUCAGGUGGUCAUCUGCAGCAUCUGGCUGGUGGUCUCUCCCCCAUUUCCUGACUCUGAUAUGCACUCCCAGUCAGGAGAGAUUGUACUUCAGUGCAACGAAGGCUCUCUUGCCAUGUUUUAUGUUGCUCUUGGUUACAUGGGCUUCCUGGCCACCAUCUGCUUCAUAGUGGCUUUCCUGGCCAGGAACCUCCCUGGGACUUUCAAUGAAGCCAAGCUGAUCACCUUCAGUAUGCUGGUCUUCUGUAGUGUCUGGGUGUCUUUUGUACCCACCUACCUGAGCACCAAAGGGAAGUACAUGGUGGCUGUGCAGAUCUUCUCCAUCUUGGCCUCCAGUGCUGGCCUGCUGGGCUGCAUCUUCAUUCCCAAGUGCUACAUUAUUUUAAUAAGACCAGAUCUGAAUAUGAAGGAACAGCUAAUAGUGAAAACAUAA